AUGAACGAUCCUAAGGAGAAGGCCCCUUUGUAUCAAAACGACGAGCAAAGUUAUGGAUAUGUUAAAAAUGGCAAAAAUCCUGUUGACGAGGAGCGUGAAUGUUGGGCCAGUGAUAGCGGAUCUAGUUCAGGAUCAUAUUAUUCAAAUGCUUCGAGUUCAGUCAUUGAAUGGGAAUCUGAAAUAAGUCCUACCGGAGAAGUCUUUUACAUCGAAUCAUUAAUGGAAUCCUUUGCUGCCCUUAAUAGUAAUAAAGCUAGGGAAGAUAAUCACUACGCAUCAUCUCCACCAGAAUUAACUCGUCGUCGUAGUACAAGAGCAGGAAAAUUAAUUCGUUUAUUAAAGCGUAGAGAGAGUUACAGACAUAGCGUGAGAAUGAGCGGCCUCGCUUCUGAACUCAGACAAAAUCAUGAAUCAAUUAGCAAAAUGCACAGAGAAAGAGAGAAUUUUAUUAGAGACGAUUAUAAGAUGGGAGAAAAAUAUUCUGUAAAUAUUUGGGUCGAACCAGAGAAGCGGCAUAAGCUUGGAAGACGUGCGACGGCUUGCGAGGCUUACUUGGGUAUAAUUCCAUGUGUCGCAUCGGACAAGUCCAAAAUCAUAGUUGCAGGAUUCGUUCCCGAUGGCGAGGCUUUAAAGACUAAGGAAAUUAACGUCGGAGAUUGGUUGCAAUCGAUUAAUUCAAAAGAUGUUAAUAAGUACACUAUCAACACUAUACUUUCGAGAAUUGUUUCUCCUACAAACAUUCAUUGCCAAUUUCAAAGAACGUGCCUCGAUGGCAACUAUGAGAAUUAUCCAGCGACAAUGAGUUGUCCGAACCAAUCGGUAUUAGCACGGCAAUUAACUGAUAAAGAAGAAAGCACAAUCCUAAUGGAGUCUUUGAUUAAGGAAUCGUUGGGUGUAAUUUUUAUAAAAACAAAGGAAUUUUCAGAGGGUGAAUCGGAUAUGCAGGGUGUGCUAUAUUCAUUUCCCAGAACAAAAACUAAAAGUACUCAAUCUUUUUUAUCAAUUACAAAGGGAGCAUUUAUUACAUUAAAUCACAUGUUGCCCGAUAUCGUUGGAGCUCAACCGAUUAGUACAACCGUUUCAACUUCAACUGGAUUAACGCAUAUCAUUUAUUUUUCCUACAAGGAUGAACUAUUAUUGAUCGCUGUGCCAGAUAAAUGCUGCAAUAAACAAGAAGCUAUGGAACAUUCAAUGGAUAUCGUAUGCACUUUAUCCUUUAUGAACGAAAGCAUAUUAACAUGCUUUGAAAAAGAAGAGAAUCAUUUGCAUUUAGAUCACUUUUUUUAUCUUUUUUUCUCUCGUCUAUACAAAGAUAAGGUAGUAGCGAGUAAAGCUAAUUCGGAAAAUUUAAAAACCAAUGUAAAUAUCGACGAUUUAAGUAAAUACGAUUUUAGUUUUUUACUGCCAAUUGUUAACUUGGUGCAAUUACCGCGAGAUGCUCAAAUACAAAUUGAUGCAGCAUUGAGUGAAAUGGAGGCAAUGGAUUAUAGGGAUUGGAAUCAAGAUCCCAUGGAAUGUCAACGAUUAUACACAAUUAUAGGAAGUUGUUUGUAUCACAGAAGGCAUUUACUAGGAUCUCACUUACCCGCUGAGGAUUUAAUACAAAUUCACUCAUUUUUACGACGACAUGGUAUAUUACAUCUUAUCAACAGCGAGGACGUUAAAUCUCUCGUUAUUUGGAAUAAGGUAUAUCCUUCGUCGUCCGUGAAUAGAAAAUUGCAGUGGCAAGAUGAAAGUGCUUAUUCGUUGACAUAUCGAUGGUUUUUACUUAUCGUUGGUUAUGGCCACAAUUUACUUGCUGUUAUACUGGAAUCAGGAGGUUGCACGGCCAUAUUGGAGGAACAUUCUGGACCGGAUAUAUUUUACGUCGAAGAGGCUCAGGAAACUCUCAAACAUAUUAGAAAAAUCGGUAUCUCGGCAUUGGCUGAGAAAUGGAUUAAUGCUAAUGCCAAACCAGAGAUUAUUGUACCACAGAAGGAAACGACGCUAUCGAAACUUUCUUCGCCAAGCAUCGCAGAAAAUAUUGUAGGCUUUAUGAAGACAAAUCAAUCAAAAUCUAUAAGCAGCUUAAAUCACAAUGUGACUAAAGUGCCUUACGACAAUAUAAGUAUGACAAAAAGCAGAGUCUCCGAAGAGUCUCGAGUUGACUUUAAUGCUGGGUAUUCUCUUGAAGCGUCUCGAGAUUCACCGAGUCAAGAUUCCCUCAGUCAAGUCAGUGAAAUGAGCGAUCAGGCUGCGCCAAUAUUGGGUAGAAGAGCUACUAGAGAGAGAAGCAAUGCUUUGUUAACAAGAUAUUCCGAUGACAGUGAUUCCGAUUUGGAUAAUGAUCAAACAGGAAUAUCCGAAAUCAGCAAUAUACGAGAAAAUUUGUUACAUCAAGCGGAAUACAUUGUACCUAAAAUUGUUACAACUGGUAAUAAAAAUUCUUUAGUUUACUACGUGCAUAUAGAUUUGUUCGAAGGUGUUUUAAUAUCAUCGAGAGUCAAUGAAUUAGACAGCGAAUUUCUGUCGAAUUUGAACGGCUGCGCUCAAAUGAUUCACAAACUAUUGAGCGACACAAAGAGGUAUAAAAAAUUGUUGACUCACGAUGCCGGAAAAUCUGUGAUAAACAAAAGUUUAAUUGCAAUUAAGGAACAUGGUAUUUUAUUGGAGUGGGAAAACUGUACAUACUGGAUAGUCGGAAGAUUAUAUAAUUCUCCAAGGCCUAAAGAGUUGUACAUAUGUUAUCAAGACUGUGCGCCGCAAAAUUUAAUUGAAAUGGCAUUUAGAUUGCAAUCUACAAACCAUUAGUUUGAAAACAUUGGAUCCUUUCUAUUCUUAUU
This is a messenger RNA of Ceratosolen solmsi marchali, 2822 nucleotides long. It is a transcript of the gene in, whose product is annotated as inturned planar cell polarity protein. The transcript is spliced from 10 exons. The record is from RefSeq and is a predicted model, not a curated record. NCBI's taxonomy places the organism in Eukaryota, Metazoa, Arthropoda, Insecta, Hymenoptera, Agaonidae. Gene Ontology annotation, biological process: establishment of planar polarity; vesicle-mediated transport; nervous system development. Gene Ontology annotation, molecular function: protein binding. Gene Ontology annotation, cellular component: cytoplasm; cilium. Bases 1 to 2790 code for a protein of 929 amino acids.